This is a messenger RNA of Oppiella nova, 615 nucleotides long. Lineage: Eukaryota; Metazoa; Arthropoda; Arachnida; Sarcoptiformes; Oppiidae. The record is from the annotation of a GenBank genome assembly.
GCUUCGGGAGGCCUAUUGGGCGACGCCUUCCUCCAUCUCAUACCGCACGCCAUUGAAGCCCAGGAAAGCCAUUCAGAGCACCCGCACAGUCACUCUCACAGCCAUUCGCACUCGCAUUCAGAACACCCCACGGAUGGCGAGCCUCACGUACACGACCUGUCCGUCGGCCUCUGGGUUUUGGCCGGAAUUAUAGCCUUCUUAAUGGUCGAGAAGUUUGUGCGGAUUGUUAAGGGAGACCACGGGCACAGCCAUAGUCAUCAUUCAAAUACCGGUGCCGUCGCUAAGCGUAAGCACAAGACGACUGAUAAGAAGACCGACGAACAGAAGACGGACUCGAAGUCAGGAAAUGAUAGCAAUUCAGACACAGAAAUAGAAGGCGAUAACGAUUUGGACCACAAGUCUGGCGACGAAGAGGACGAACAGAAGUUGACCACAGAAUCGGAUUCACCGACAGGUGAUGUCAAAGUAGCGGCGUAUCUGAAUCUGGCGGCAGAUUUCACUCAUAACCUGACGGACGGUCUGGCAAUCGGCGCCUCCUAUUUGGCCGGAAAUAGCAUCGGAAUAGUGACGACAAUCACGAUUCUGUUGCAUGAAGUGCCGCAUGAGAUCGGAGAC